Chlamydomonas reinhardtii is the source of this 2579-nucleotide messenger RNA. RefSeq lists its product as uncharacterized. The transcript is spliced from 12 exons. Gene Ontology annotation, molecular function: FMN binding; pyridoxamine phosphate oxidase activity. Lineage: Eukaryota; Viridiplantae; Chlorophyta; Chlorophyceae; Chlamydomonadales; Chlamydomonadaceae. Gene Ontology annotation, biological process: pyridoxine biosynthetic process. Bases 278 to 1801 code for a protein of 507 amino acids. The record is from RefSeq and is a predicted model, not a curated record.
CAUGCGCUUGGCCACAAAGAAGCUUCUUUCGAGCCAGUGUGCCCAGUCUCCAAUGUUUGGCAAUACUCUUGUUCACAAGACAAUCCAACAAUACUUUACAACAGUUAACAAGUCUACAAGAAAGUUUGCAACACCUCUCGGUCUCAGUGCUCGACCACUCGCCUUCACAGGCCACGAGCAACUGCAGAGCAUCAAUAGCUCUUUGUAUAACCGCACAAAUUUUGCAUCUAGGUCGGCAGGAGCUUGCUUUGCGUCGUCUGGCGCCGCUGCGGCAAGCAUGGCCACGCAAACUGGCACUCAGCAUGCUGGCCAGGCAUCAAUUCCCUACCUGAGCCAGAAGGACGCCAUCGCGGUGGACGAGCACCUGAUGGGCCCGGAUCUUGGAUUCAGUGUGGAUCAGCUGAUGGAGCUGGCGGGGCUGUCGGUGGCGGCCGCCGUACAGGCCGAGUACCCGCCCGAGGUACAGACCACGGAGGGCGCGCCCCGGUGGCGGCGUGUGCUGGUGUUGUGCGGCCCAGGCAACAACGGCGGGGACGGGCUGGUGGCGGCGCGGCACCUGUACCACUUCGGAUACGACGUGCGGGUGUGCUACCCCAAGCCCACAGACAAGCCGUUGUACAACGGCCUCGUGAAGCAGGUCACCACGCUGGGCAUCCCGCUGGUGCCCUGGGCGGAGCUGGAGGCGGCGGCGGCGGCGGGGCCCGGCGGCGGCGGCGGCGGCGGCGGCGGCCUGGCGAGUCAGGCUGACCUGGUCAUUGACGCGCUGUUCGGCUUCAGCUUCAGCGGCGCACCGCGGGCGCCCUUCGACGCCAUCAUCAAGGCGCUGCUGCCCGCCGCCGGCCCGCCGCCCAUCGUGUCAGUGGACAUCCCCUCGGGCUGGGACGUGGAGCGGGGCGACGAGGCCGCGGGUCCGGGCCAGGCCAUCCAGCCCGCCAUGCUGGUAUCGCUCACAGCGCCCAAGAUGUGCGCGGCGCGCUUCAAGGGCGAGCACCACUACCUGGGCGGCCGCUUCGUGCCGCCCCCCCUGGCGGAGCGCUUCCACCUGACUGGACUGCCGCGGUACCCCGGGGCCGCCAUGACAGUACGGCUGGGCGGCGCGGCGGCGGAGAGCGCGGCGGCGGAGAGCGCGGCGGCGGAGGCCAAGCGGGUUGCCGACAUGCGUAUCAGCUACGAGGUGGGCGGUCUGGAGGAGGCGGACUUCGCGGGCCGCGACCCCAUGGCCCUGUUCGACGAAUGGUUCAAGGCGGCGGUGGCGGGCAAGGUGUGUGAGGAGCCCAAUGCGAUCAACCUUGCCACCUGCGACGCCGCCGGCCAGCCCUCCGUGCGCGUGGUGCUGCUCAAGGGAUACGACGAGCGGGGCUUUGUGUUCUACACCAACUACUCCAGCCGCAAGGGCUCCGACCUGGCCGCCACCGGCAAGGCCGCGUUCGCCAUCUACUACGAGAAGCUGCAGCGACAGAUCCGUGUGGAGGGCGUGGUGGAGCAGGUGCCGGAGGCCGAGUCCACCGAGUACUUCCACAGCCGCCCGCGCGGCAGCCAGAUCGGCGCCUGGGUGUCCAACCAGAGCCGGCCCUGCAGGGACCGCGACGAGCUGGAGGACAGGAACAAGGCGCUGCAGGCCCAGCACGCGGACGAGUCGGUGCCUGUGCCCAAGCCGCCGCACUGGGGCGGCUACCUCAUCCGGCCCACGCUGGUGGAGUUCUGGCAGGGCCGCCCCAGCCGCCUGCACGACCGCAUCGCGUUCCGCCGCGCCGCGCCCGAACCCGCCUCGCCCUGGGUCAUGGACCGCCUGCAGCCCUAGUGGCGGUUGGCGGCUUGGCGGGCGGUUGGCGGGUGGUUAGCGGGGGGCUGUCGUUGCGGUUGCUUGUUGGGGGUAGUUACUGGUUGAGGCGGUUGGUGAGCGAGGCCUGGUGGUUGCCGCCAACGGUCGCCAGGAGUGGCGGGAUAUGACGGCCACAAGCUUGAUCGCUGAUGAGGUUAGCGGCGCCCUGCGCCGUCGACCCUGGGUGUUGUGCGGCUGGCAAGUUGUCGUUUGACGAGCGACGGAGCAAGGAGGAGCGAGUGGGGCGGUGGUGGCGCCAGCCGCGGGCGUUGCUGCAGGGCGGCCGCGGGGACAGCGGGUGUGCCGACACCGUAGACAGCCAUCUGCCAGGCACGCGCAUGUGCAUGCGAUUAUACACACGUGAGGUGCACACAGGAACCUUUAUACCAAGGGUUAUACCCCUUUAUACGGUAUAACUUAUUGAUGGUAAGAAGUUAGCGGUUUGAGCGCCGCAUGCGCGCGUGCUAGGCAAGUACGAGGGGGGGAGUUAAGGCAGGAGCGCCCAUGUCCCCUUAACCAUCUAGCCUUGUGCGCGGUUUAUGGCUGGCUGGCUGGCAGCUGGUAUGUGAGGAGGCAGCUGCAGACCUGCAGUUCCUCGCCUGGGUGUAGUGCUGUGUUUGAGGGUGAGGCAACCAACAGCUUUAUCUACAACUGCACCGUGCGACUGAAUGUACCGUGAUCUGCUUGCUGUCGUGUCUAGGGUGCGGGCAUGCAACUGGGCUGGGUGUGGCAGUGUGUGUAUGACAGUAUGACAGUG